This is a messenger RNA of Hibiscus syriacus, 574 nucleotides long. RefSeq names its product protein RALF-like 33. The record is from RefSeq and is a predicted model, not a curated record. The transcript has a single exon. Lineage: Eukaryota; Viridiplantae; Streptophyta; Magnoliopsida; Malvales; Malvaceae. The coding region runs from base 22 to 399 and encodes 125 amino acids.
AAUUUCCACAACCCCAACAAAAUGCGACGCUCUAGAAUCCCCAUUUUCCUCGCGAUUUGCGCUAUCCUGGCCGUCCAUGUGGCGGUUUCAGCUUCAUCUCCGACGCUUGAUUUCGCCGGCGGCCACUUCCUCCCGAUCAAAUCGGAGUGCAGCGGGUCCAUCGCCGAGUGCCUGAUGCAAGGCGGGGAGGACUCUUCGGAUUUCGAAGCCGAGUUCGCCAUGGGAUCCGAGAUCAGCAGACGCAUUCUAGCGACUACUCGGUACAUCAGCUACGGUGCGCUGAGGAGAAACACAGUGCCGUGUUCCCGACGUGGUGCAUCAUACUACAACUGCCGACCUGGAGCUCAGGCAAAUCCCUACUCACGCGGCUGCAGUAGAAUUACACGAUGUCGGCGGUAGAUUAAUUUAUUUAAGUAUUUUUUAAUAUUAAAAAUAACAAUAUUGUUUGAUUUUUAAUUGUGUGUUGUUGUCAUGUUGAUUAGAUGAAUUGUUGUUUAUAUAUUUUCCCGAAUUUUUAUCAAAUUCGUAUAUAAAACAAGUGACUGGUAUAAAUUUGAAGAUUAUUCGAUUAAAU